Molecule: messenger RNA, 9617 nt
Organism: Chiroxiphia lanceolata (lance-tailed manakin)
Lineage: Eukaryota; Metazoa; Chordata; Aves; Passeriformes; Pipridae
Gene: CFAP47
Product: cilia and flagella associated protein 47
Exons: 64
Coding region: 2-9571 (3189 amino acids)
Molecular function (GO): protein binding
Source: RefSeq, a predicted model, not a curated record
CAUGGCGGCCAUGGCGGACGGGUGUCGGGAGCAGUGCGGGGUUCGCAUCGUCCCGGCCGAGCUGCGCUUCAGGGACGCGGUCCCGGGCCGCCGCUACCGCGCCGCGCUCACCGUCCAGAACCUGCGGGUCGAGAGCUGCCGCCUGCACCUGCUGCCGCCGCACCGGCCCCAGUUUAAAUUGAUUGUGGAAAAUCCAGAAAAGCCCAUUGCAUCUGGACUUCAGCUUAAAGCUUUUGUGGAAUAUUAUCCCGACCGUUUAGAAGACCUUCAAGAUAAACUGAUUCUUUUAGUAGAUGACGACGUAGUUGAUAUCCCCCUGCUUGGAUUUGUUCCGUACUGUUGUCUGGAAAUUGAGUCAGAGAUUGAUUUUGGUCAAGUGAUUGCAAGCAAUAAAGUAAUUAGUAAAGAGAUUAGUAUUGCUAACCAUGGAUCAUCUUCAGGUAUAUUUGAAAUAUCAUAUGAUGGGGUUGUCUUGGCUACCAUAACACCUGCCAGUGGACUGGUAAAGCCAAAAUCUAAAAGGACAAUUCAAGUGGAUAUCUGCACAGAUGUACCCAGAGUCAUCAAAGAAGUGAUGAAAGUGGAAUUGGAAGGUCGUGGCUGCACUGAAGUGUGGGUCAAAGCUGUUGUGGUUGAACAAGUUCUUAAAGUUCUUGGAGCAUCUUGUGGAAAAGUAGUGGAAUGCAUUAGCUUUGGACCAGUUUACUUUGGGACUUCAAAGACUGAGCAAAUAUCUUUAUACAAUAAAAGUCCUGAGAAUAUGGACUGGGUAGCAGUACUGGAAGACAAUGCCAUUGGAGGAGAGAUGGGGACAGAUCUUCAGAGGAGUACAGAUGCUGCUUUACAGGACUUAAGCCUGAAAAAUAGAGAUGCAGAUGUUUCCACCUUGAUCUUGUGCACUCCCAAUCAAGGAACUUUGCUACCUCAUGAGAAAUCUUUGGUUACGUUGUGCUUUAGUCCACAAAAAUUUAAAGGAGACUUUGAAGUGAAUGACUCAUCACUGAAACAAGACUAUGUCCUGUUUCUGAGAUUUGAAACUGUUGGCAAUAGAGAUGGUUAUCUGCAGGCCCUCGAUGAUGGUGCCACAGCAGCCACACGGAAUCAUCCUCAUCACGUGGACUUAGCUUUGACAGGUUCUGGGCUUCCUGUGAUGGUAACUUUUAAUCCAGGACCAGAAAUUAAUUUCAGGGACUGUUAUUUGGGUGAGCAAACAGAACUUCUGUGCACACUGAAAAAUGAAUCCGACUCCCUUCCAGUGACAUUCCGCUUCCGCAAGGCCGCUCACUUUAAUGUUUCUCCUGAAAAAGGAAAAAUUAAAAAAAAUUCGGCAAAGGAUGUGAUGAUUUCGUUUUCUCCACGUCAAAUAGGAACAUUUAAGAUGAAGCAAAUUAUCGAUAUCAUUGGUACAGGAGUAGAUAAAAAUAACUUGCAUGAUUUGAAGACAAUAUCCUUUCAUCAAUUAUAUUUGAACUUGAUUGGAGUGUGCAAAGCUAAACGAAAAAAAAUUCUAUUCACAGUUAAUCCUGGUUUAACACCAGUGGUUUCUAAUGCAACUGGACAGUUUGUAGUUGAUGGCACAGAAGAGUGCACUGAUGCAGCACGUGGGGCAAUGCAGUGCACUGAUGCAGCACCUGUGGCAAUACUUAAAUCAAACCAAACACGAAUCCAUACCCACCGGAUAAACAGGAAUUGUAAGGAUGAUGCACUUAUAGCUUUCCCUAAUGAUCGUGCAACCAGCGUUAGGCCUGGUGAAUGGGAUAAAAAGUACAGGACUAUUUUCACAAAGACUGAGAGAUAUAAUUUCAUAGAUCCAGAAUUUGCUUAUACUGACUCUGAACGAAAGUCAAUAGAAGCACAUAAGAAAUACUAUGAUGACUUCAUUUCCAGUUUAAGACAGCAUCGUUUGGAGAAGGAUGCUGCCAGGCAGUUUGAUAUGUAUAAUAAUCCUGUAAGCAUAGGAAUCAAACCAGGUGAAGGGCUUAAGUCACCAAACAUCUCAAUCACAGAUUUUCCCAUGGAGAAGCUACGGUUGAAAAAGCCUCCUUUAAAUGAUGAUUACCUAUUAACUAGUCGAAAAUUGGCAACAAUUACAUCUACACCUACAAAUAAAGAAACUUGGAGUUGGCUUAGUCCUGUGCCAUCUUCUACCCAGGAGAAGGAAGAUUGUAGUCUAACUUUGACACACAAGCAGCUUCAUCAAAUAUUCAUUGGUCCUUCUACUAUAGAUUUUGGUGACGUCUGUGUGUAUUCUACAACAACCAAAGAACUGUACAUCAUCAAUAACUUGUUAGUCCAUAUAUGGAUACAAAUUGAGAUUGAAAUUGAGGAAUUGCAGGAGACAUCUCCAUUGUCUCAAGUGGUGCCUCCUCUUACAAAGACUCACGUUCCAAUUGUAUUUGAGACAAUCACUCCUGGGAGCUUUAAAAGAUCUUUUGCUUACAAGAUAAACAACCAGCACCCUGGGCAUGUGCUGGUAGUUGCAAAUGCUGUGCCUAUUGAACUUGAGCUGUCUACAAGGGAACUGAUUUUAAAUCCUGUUCCUGGCUGCCUAGCAGGGACAGAGUUUAGAGCAACUGUCAGGGUCUGCAAUCCCAGAAACCAUCCAGCUGGAUUUAUUUGGAAACCUGUAACUACAGAUAGAAAACCUGCAUUUUCUAUACGGCCUGCUAGAGGGCUUGUGGAGGCCUAUAGUGAUCUGGAGUGUGAAGUUGUUUGGCGUCCAGGGUUCAACUCUCCAGAAGAAGGAGAAUUCAUCUUGUGUGUGCGCAAAGGAAAUGAAAUUAAGUUGAAAUGUUUUGCAAAGCUUGGUGCUACUAAAGUUCAGUUUGUGACACAAAAUAUAUCAUUCAUUCAUAGUCCAAUGGGUUUGUCUACUUGUAAGACAGCCAUUCUUCAAAACACAGGACGCAACCAUGCAUACUUCCAAGUUCGUGAUCCAAACCCGCUGCCUGGAAUGACCAUCACCCCCUCGCAAGGAGUGGUGCCUGUGGGAGGCACCGCUGAUCUCAAAAUCUCCUUCACUCCGAAUGCAAACAUGACUUUUGAUAAGAAUGUGGAGGUAGAAGUGCGAAGUGCAGGAGCACAAGUGCUUAGGGUUGGUGGAUUUGUAGAGGUCGCUGAAAUAAGCAUGAGUGUGGAGCGAGUGGACUUCGGUGGUGUUUAUGUUGGCGCUACGAGUUCAAUUCCAUUUUUGCUGCAGAACAAAGGACAAUCACGUACCAGAGUGGAGUUUGAUUUUUCUAAGAAUAAGGAUUUUAAACUGGAUACUAAUGACCAUUCAGUGAUUGAGUGCUGUUCUUCAAAGCCUUAUUUGUAUUCAGUUAACUUAAAGGAGGAGUCUGCUUUGGAAUGCUUCUUGACCUUUGUGCCAAAAGAGGUGGCAGCAUAUCACUUCACUCUUCCAGUUACUACUCCUCAGGCUGACUCCUCACUUACAGCUUUGGUUGUAUCUGCGAGUAACAUCCUUCCUCCUCAGCCCCCUGCAGCGAAGCUCCCUCUGGCUCCUCCACGUUGUAUAAUUAAGGCAAUUGCACUUAAUUCACUAGUGAAGUUCUCCUCAAUGGAACUUAAAUUUGAACAACAUUCAAGUGACAUGAAUUUCGGUAUUGCUGAUGAGAGAGUGACUUCUCAGGACCUUGACCUGAAGAAUAUCUCAAGGAAUCCAUUGACAUGGAAAUUGAAUUGUGAUGAUGCAGACAAAAACAUAGAAGAUGGUGUUUUCGACUUUAGUCUGCAGGCUGGAUCUCUUCCUCCAGGUGUCCAAGUCAGUAUAGCUGUGUCGUUCUGCCCUCCUUGUCCUGGGACAUAUACUUCUGAAAUAUCAGUGUAUGUAAAUGAUAAUCCAUCACCAUACAAGAUAACAUUGUCUGGCACUCUGAAGUCACCAAAACUAAAUUUUGACCCUCCCUUUUUAAUCAUGAUGCCAGUUCCUCUGGAUGUGGAAACUGAAGCAGACAUCAAUAUCAUUCCACAAGAUUAUUUAAGGCAAUCGCAAAUUCACGUUGAACUUCCUCAGACUGAACUCGAAGAUGGUGACAGGAUUUGCCCAUUUUCUGUGCAGUUCCCAAAAGGACUAGACAUUGUUGUUUCAUCAGAUGGCAAAAGUAAUCAACUAAUUUGCCAUAUCAGCUUUAGAUCAUCUAAGCCGGUGUCAUUUUUAGGGAAUAUGUGCUUCAUUGAUGAAGAAGAAAACAGGUUCUCAAUUCAGAUUGCAGCAACAGCAGAGAAUUGUCUUCUUACUUUAUACCCAUACUUGGCAUUUCACUGCUCUGAUCAAAAAAUUACCUUGAGAAGCCACUGUAAAGACAGCAGUAGUGCAGAAGUUGUUUUGCAUCCGUGUUUUACACCCCAAUCCCCUUCCCACAGUAUUUCCUCAAGUUCCUUUGGUGGAACCAGUGGCUCAGGUGAAGUUUCUCUAUCAGAGGUGGAUACUGCUUUUGAAAAUGAGAGUGCUGAAUAUGCCAGUGAAGACAGUGAAGCUGUAAGUGAAGAGAGUGAAGUUGUCCGUCGAAGUCGUAGGGAAAAAAGUAAACUUGAAUUAUCUCUUUCUCCUGAUGAAGAUGAAGAGGAGUACAUCUUCUUUCAAAAGACUAUAACUGCUAUUAAGAGUUGGUUCACGCUCUUUGGCUGGCCUAAGGGACAGAAUCCCAUUUCAAUACCUCAUUCACUGAGAUGCGAUGUGUGUAAAGUCCAGACGACUAUUUCACAAGAUAAGGUUUUUACGCGAAACCUCAGCAAAGAUAAGGGUUUUUGUGAGAUGUUAUUCCAUCUGUAUGGAGAAUCAUUACCAGGCAUUGCAGCGAGCCAGUUACUGUCCCGUGAUCCGGUAGAACGAAUGCUACAGCUCCACUGGCAGCAUUCGGCACUGCUUUCUUUCCUCAAAAACAUAGGGGCAUAUCUUCCUCAUGUAAUGCCAGAAUUUCUUCUUGAACCUGAAGAUUACAAGAUAUGGAUUAAACUGAAAAAAGAAAAAACUGUACUGAAAGCAGAGUUGAAUGUGGGAGAUGUGAAAAACUCAGACAAAUUUAGUGACAAGAAUAUAUUCGUCCUGGAGGAUGACACGUUUGAGACAGUGAGCAAACGAGCUUGGACAGAUGUGCUACUGCAGAUAUACAAGGUGUUUGUUCUUCGACGUGUUUCUUCCCAUAACAAAACUGACCCAUCCAGCUUGGAAAGCAUGCAGAACAUGCCAAGAAUAAAACCAGAACCUUUAUCCAGUAAUAUAUAUUCUUCAUAUGAACGAAAAAUCCUCACCUGGUUGAAUAACAAUUAUGAGACAAAUCGAAAAAUUGUGUGGAAAGAUUGUCAAAAAGGUGGAGUACCACCAAGGAGAUGGAUAGUAAAUUUUGACCAAGAUCUUCUAGAUGGUCUGGUAUUGGCAGCACAGGUGGCAGCUUACUGUCCAUAUUUGAUUUCUACUCACUUUAUAAGGAUGUAUACUAAUCCAAGAACUUAUCAACAGUUUCUGCACAACUGCUUGAUACUUGUGAAGGCUAUGCAUGCUGUCAAUCUGAAUAUAGACAUAAAGGCCACUGAUAUCUGUGAUCCAAAUCCAGUCAUGAUGCUUAUUUUGUGUGUCUACCUGUAUGAAGGUCUCCCUGACUACUUGCCCAAGAACACUAUAGAAUUUACAGGUGCUCUCCAUGCAACUGUUAUUAAACAGGUACGUCUGAAAAACCCAAGCAAAAAACCUUUGAUAUACGAGGCUAUUUUUAGGGGAAGAGAUGCUGAUGAUUUCUCAUUACCUAAAGGAAACACUGUCACCAUUACCCCUAAGAAACAGGCAUCUAUGAAUGUGGAAUUCACAAUUCGUUUCCUGCGCCCUGCUGAAGCAGUGUUGCUACUGACCUCACAUGGAAUAGAUGCUGCCACACUGACAUUCUCUCUGAAAUCUGAAGUCAAGCAUAUUGAGCCUGCUGGUGUUACAAAGUGCAAAUCCCCAUGUUAUGAGCUGAAGAAAGUUAGCCUAAAUGUUACUAAUCCCUUCAAAACUGAUGGCAUAUUCAGGGUCAUUUUGCUGGAAUCCACACGUAGUUUCAUACACCCAGAGCAAGUGUAUCGAGCCAGGAAAUUAAAGAAAGAGCAAACAUUUAGUUCUGAAUGUAACAUAUUAAACUCAAAAAAUAAUACACUGCCUGAAGAUUCAAAUGAAGAGAACAACUCUAUUUACUCUGCCCAAUGCGGCCUCCUGCCUGAGUUCUUCAGUCCGAUGGAAAAACUGUUCUUGAAAGGAAAAAGUUCUGCAAGCUUAGAUAUUCACUUCCUUCCCUUUAGUCAGGGAAAACGUUACUGCAAUGUCCUUCUGGUUAAUGAACAGAUUGGAGAAUUUGUAUACCUGAUAGAGGGAACAGGUGAUAUACCUUUGCCUUCAGAAUUGCCUGCAAUGGAUAGUCCAAAUGUUUUGCAUGCUACCAGUAAAUUAGAAGAUCCAAGUGCAUCACAGCCAGUUUUAUAUUUGAAAUGUAGUCUUGGUCAGAUUCUUGAAGAAAAUCUGAGGAUUCCAUUGAUCAAUGAGUCAAGAGAGAGGGCUCUGGCUGUGGCUGCACAACAGCAGAUGUCAGCUGUUGAACAUGAGAGAAGAUUGAUGACUGGGACUCUGCAGAGUAGCAGUGUUCGAGUUGCAACUGCUCUGUUAGGGCUGUCCAAAGUAGAGAAAUGUGCCCUUCUGAAACCUCGUAAAUACCCCACAAAGUACGUGGAUUACAGUGUAGAAGUGAGCAUGAAAGAAUUUUUUGAAGUUCCUCAUAAGUUCUCUAUUCCAGUAUUGCCAUCAACCAGAGUUAAUUUGGAAGCAAAAGACUCUUCAUCUCAGAAAACAGAUGGAAGUGAUACAGUUGGGCUGCCUAUAAAGUUCACUCCUCCAGAUACUGGUUCCUACCACUGUCAGAUUCUUCUGAAGUCCCCCUGCGAUGUUCGUGUCUAUGAGAUUGAAUGUUUAGUGAGUAAAGACAGAGUUGAUGCAGAGCUCGAAUUUCUAACUCCAGCUUACCAGUCAGUGAUUCAGAAUAUUCCAAUUAGUAAUACUUCCAAUGUGGACUGGAAACUGGAAGCAAAGUUGGAAGGAGAGGGGUUUUAUGGCCCUCCUGUAAUAAAUGUUGGUGUAGGUGAAACAGCUCUUUAUCCUCUCACGUUCAAUCCUGCUGCUGAGUAUACAACUACGGGGAGGCUUAUUCUACGAAAUGUUACAGCUGGCACUGAAAAUAUCUUCAGUCUUAAGGGAAUAGGGAAGAAACCUCUGCCACAGGGUUGUAUUGUGAUAGAUUGCCAAGCGGGAAAGGUCACUCAUAAAAUUUUAUGGGUGCACAAUUAUACAAAGAACAAGCUAACAUACAAGGUAUAUUCAGAUCUUUCAAUGGUGAGUGGUGCACCUGUUCUUACUUGCAACGCAGAUGACACAGUUUCUUAUACUUUGAGUGUAUCUCCGUGGAGACGAGGAACCUUUCAAGGAGUAAUUUCAUUUGUUGCUCAAGAUGAAGACCAAGAGCAGUCUCAAUGCAACAGCUCACCAGAGAAGACAGAUGGUGAACAGACACUUCAGAAAUUGCCAACAGAGACACCACAAAUUCUUGAUGCAGCAAACAUUGGAGAAUGUUCUUCAAAUUGCAAAGUGUGGUUCUCUCUAAAGAUUAACAGCACACCUGCGGCACCGGAAAAAACAGUAGAUGUGAGAUGCAGAGCUCUGGAUUCCGUUGGAAUUAAUAUUCCCAUCACUAAUCCUACAGAAGAAAGGCUUGAGAUCACUGUGGUGCUGGACAAUCCAGGCCUUCAUGGCCCAAAUGUUUUCGCUCUUAUGCCCAAACAAACCUAUUUGUAUCACCUGGAGUUUUCCCCAGUUUCUCUUGGCCUUUCCUAUGGAAGUGUCAUAUUCCAGUCCGAUGUGGUUGGAGAGUUUUGGUAUGCACUGAGGCUGAUUGUAGAAAAGGCAUCCCCAACCAGUCUACCUGAAAUAAAAUGUGAGCUUGGAAAAUGGGCUCGUCUAUACAUACCUCUUUUUAAUUCUACUCAUCAACCUCUGGAGCUAGAAAUUGUUAACAGCAAUCCUAGGAAUUUUUCAAUUGAGUCUGACACAGGACACUCUCUGACUGUUGCUCCCCAUUCCAUCAUUCAACUGCCCGUGCAGUUCUAUCCGUCUGCCGUUGGAAAAUGCAAUCACCAGGCAAGAAUAAUCUUCAAGUCCGCAAAGUUUCAAGAGUGGAUAUUUUUACUUUUGGGAACUGGUCUUCCUCCUCAGUUGAUGGAAGCAACUUCCAUAAGUGCCUGCGUUGGCCAGUGUUCUUCUGCCAUCGUAUCCUUCGAAAACCCAACUCCUGAAAAUGUGGUGGUGGAUGUCGUGCUGACAGAUCGUGAGCUGUCCGGUCAUAAUUACAAUGCAUCUGUCCUGUCAGAGUCCACCAGCAAGGAAUCUGUUUUCCAUCUUCUGUUUAAACAACCACGAGGAAUCCAUUUAGCUCCAAAAGAAAAAGUGAAUAUCCCCGUGUUAUUCGUGCCACAUGCAAUGAAAAUGUAUAAAGCUGAGGUGAUAGUUCACGUAAGGAAAGAAAAUGGUGAAAACUGGACUUAUGAGUUCUCUGGUGGAUCAAAUAAAGACUUAAACAGGAAUGUUUUUCUAGCAGAGAGUGGGGAAAUCGAGGGAAUACUCUGGAGAUAUCCAGUUCAUGGAAUACCUGAAGCACCACAGCAGAAAUUAGUUGUGGUGCGCUGUCGAGCCAGGCAGAGAGUGGAGCAAAGAGUAGAAAUGCUGCUGAUGGGUGUAGUUCCUGAUGCAACUGCUGUGACUGAUGCAAGAAAUUCCGACAUGGUCGAUGGAGAUAAUUCAGCCAACACCCAAGAAGUUAAAGUCACUGAUGGUUUCUCUGCAACAGCGGAGUUUCUGUAUGAAUUGCAAUAUCAGUCAAAUGAAAUUAGAUCUCAGCUUGAAUCUUUGGUUGGUAUGCAUCUGGUUCAAAAAGAGUGGGAUACAGAAUCUGGAAUUGUAACACUCAUCUUUAAUGUCGUGUUUGCACCUAACAAACCAAUGAGGAACGAGGCAACUCUCAUGAUACAAUGGACUGCAGGAGGUGCUUGGAAGUUUCCACUGCAGUUCAUUGCUACGGAGCCAGAAGUAGACGAUGUCAUCAACAUUGAAGCAGUUGGCUUGAAUAAGGAAUCUAUAGUUGGGUUUAAGCUUACAAGCCAGACAAGCUCCCCGGAGCCAUUCACUGCACACUUCCUGGCAGGCAGCGAUCCUGAUUUCCUUGUAAUGCCACAAGCUGGAGAACUUCUUCCAGCAGGCACCAUGGGAACCCAUAUAACGGUGGGAUACAAGCCAAGGAUGUAUGGCAAGAAGCAUACAGCAACACUGGUAAUUGAGACACAAUCAAUGCAGUGGACAUACGAAAUCAAUGGACUGCCUCCACAGAAUGUACCACCUACAGUGGCAGCAAAAGUAGUUACUACUGGCACUUACAUAAGAUCAUCCACAGUUCGACAGCGCAAUUAUUUACGGGAAAAUCGGAAACUUAUAACCACUGGAGCAUCCUCACCAAUCAAGGGGGCACCUUUGGUCCUGAGGAAAAACCAGAGAAAGUUAUGAUCUGUUAAUUUUCUGGUGAGGAAACAAAUAAAUUGAGAUCAAAGGA